AUGGAUGCGUUCAGUAAUUUGUCCAUAGAUGAUAACACCAGCCCUGGUGGUGGUGGUGCCACGACGGCUUCCAUAGAUACUUUGCAGGGGAUCUCCAAUCUAUCCAUUUCUGAUCCCAGUCCGAACCCCAAUCAAUCAAAUAAUAAUAACAAUUUGUCAAGGGACGUGAUACACAAGUUCAUGCCGCAUUUCCCCAAUUAUCCAUCCCCCUUGAGAAACUCCAUGCAUUUUUUGGACUCAGGAAGGACAACCACAUUUGACGAUGAUGUGAUGGACCUGGAUAUGAACAUGGACGAACAACCACCACAGGAUGACAUUGUUGUGAAUGAGAACCAAAUUAGAAGAGUCAAAUUUGCAGAACCAAUAGAGAGAACCUUGCAUUCGGUUCCGGAAGAAGAGGAAGAAGCACAACAACCCGACAAGAAACAAUCGACUUCAAACGCAAAUGCAAAUGCAAAUGCGAAUGCGAAUCCCAAUAUGCUAAAGGCACUCCUGUCACCAACGAAACUCGGGAUUGCCGCUGCAACAAAGAUCGAUGGCAUACCUGUCGUUCCAGAAAGCGUGCCACCCGACACGAACGAAAUAGAGGAAGAAAUUCCCAAGGCAAACAAUUACACAUCUUCAUCGUCCUCAUUGGAUACUGAAAUGAUAAAACGGGAAUUGAGAGAACGUUCAAAGACACAACCCAUCCAAGUCAUGAUAAAUAACCACAAUUAUUACUACCCUGCUGACAUGUCCACCAAUCUGCUUUCACCACCCCUUGCAUCAUCUGAAUAUGAUCUCCCCAGACUCUCACAUGACACAGAUAAUAGAUAUAAAUUACCUAAUCCAUGGUCCAUUAAUUCACACCCCAUUUCCAAAGUUUCAUAUUCUCUCAUCUCAUACUUACAAUUAAUUUUAAAUUGUAUUACCAUUACAGCAAUUUUCUCCUUCUUAACUCUCUUUGUCAGAUCAAUAAAGAAAGAUUUAAAUUCCAUUUGGGAAACUCAAAUGAAUGCAUUAAAGAUUGAAUCUGAUUUAUGUCAAAAGAAUUACUUCUCAAAUAAAUGUAAUGCCACUAGGCAAUUACCAGCCAUGGAAAACAACUGUCAAAAAUGGGAAACAUGCAUGAAUAGAAACAACGAUAUAUUCUUUAGAGCAAGAACAACAUUAAGUGCCAAACUAUGCGGUGAUAUCAUUAACUCAUUCAUCGACCCCAUAGGAUGGAAACCAUUAAUAGUCAUACUCCUGGGUUUACUCAUAUGGUGCUUCAGUUCCAAUUUCAUUCUAGGAUUCGCAAGAGCAAAGAGUUAUUACGGUGAUCCCAUACAAAGACAACAACUUGCGUUUCGCCAGGCAAAUAAUAACAAUAAUAAUGAAAGUCAGCGAUACGAAAGUCAAUACAAAGAUGACAAGAACAUGGGCGACAAGAGCAUGAUUCGAUUAUAA
Molecule: messenger RNA, 1428 nt
Organism: Naumovozyma castellii
Lineage: Eukaryota; Fungi; Ascomycota; Saccharomycetes; Saccharomycetales; Saccharomycetaceae
Gene: BRL1
Product: Brl1p
Exons: 1
Coding region: 1-1428 (475 amino acids)
Source: RefSeq, a predicted model, not a curated record